AUGGCUGCCAGAGGCCCAGCAGGCUCCCGUGUGGGAAACUCUCGAUUUGCACAGUUCAAGCUAGUACUACUCGGAGAAUCUGCCGUGGGCAAGAGUUCCAUCGUCUUGCGCUUCGUCAAGGAUCAAUUUGACUCGUACCGGGAGAGCACCAUCGGUGCGGCCUUCUUAACACAGACAAUAUCGCUCGAUGAAAAUACAACCGUCAAGUUCGAGAUAUGGGAUACCGCGGGCCAAGAACGAUACAAGUCACUCGCACCAAUGUACUAUCGGAAUGCCAAUUGUGCCGUCGUUGUUUAUGAUAUUACACAGGCUUCCUCCCUCGAUAAAGCAAAGCAAUGGGUGAAGGAGCUUCAACGACAGGCUAAUGAGAAUAUAAUUAUUGCCUUGGCGGGAAACAAGCUCGAUUUGGUGACCGAGCAUCCUGAUAAGCGUGCGAUCCAAACUGCCGAUGCCGAAGCAUAUGCAAAGGAAGCCGGCUUGCUCUUCUUCGAGACAUCGGCAAAGACUGCGGAAAAUGUCAGAGAACUUUUUACCUCGAUCGCAAAGAAACUGCCAUUAGACCAGGCGGGGCCGAGAAAUCCAAGAUCUGGCGGAAGAGGGGGUGUGGAGCUGCGGCCUGAGGGACCUGGCACACAAGGAGCUGGCGCAUGUAGCUGUUGA
Molecule: messenger RNA, 660 nt
Organism: Venustampulla echinocandica
Lineage: Eukaryota; Fungi; Ascomycota; Leotiomycetes; Helotiales; Pleuroascaceae
Product: putative GTP-binding protein ypt5
Exons: 5
Coding region: 1-660 (219 amino acids)
Molecular function (GO): GTP binding; GTPase activity
Source: RefSeq, a predicted model, not a curated record